This is a messenger RNA of Erythranthe guttata (spotted monkey flower), 4084 nucleotides long. The record is from RefSeq and is a predicted model, not a curated record. NCBI's taxonomy places the organism in Eukaryota, Viridiplantae, Streptophyta, Magnoliopsida, Lamiales, Phrymaceae.
CGAAUUCCAGCCCUUCAAGUUGAGUUCCCAUCAAAUCUCUCGAAUUAUGUACGGCAGGCACAGCAUAAUUGCAUUCUCACUUCUGCAAAUGGCCAUUUUGUCCUUUGAAAUAACUCUCCCCUUUCCCGCCACAAAUUGAAAUCUCUCUCUCUCUCUAAAUAUGUACUCCAUCAUCGCCGCUCCGCCACAAGAGCCACCGCCGGAGACCUGCAGUCAAGGCCACCGCUCCACCCUCAUACUCCCAACGGCGGAAGGCGGCUCAAUCUGCCUCCUCUGCCUCUCCAAUCUACUCUCCAACCCCAAAUCCCCCACCGUACACGUGUCCUACGCCCUUUCCCAGCUUUCUCAAGCCCUAUCUCAGCCCCAAUUCCUCCACUCUCUUCUCACCUUCCACCCUCACUUCCUCAUUCCCCCACUCGUUUCUCUCUUAUCGAACUUCGACGAUGAGCCCAUUGCCAAACAGACCAUCGAUUUGAUCCAGACGUUAUGCGAUGGCUCGAGCAGUAAUUGUAAUCGAAACCAGGAAGUGCGCAAUGAGUUCGUUGCUAGGGUUUCCGAUUGUCUCUCCAGCGGUUCGUUGGCUUGGAGCCGUCGCCAGAUGUACAUGCUUCACUGCUUUGGUGUUCUCUUGGAUAAUCAGGACUCUAAUUUGUAUACCUCCAUUAAAAACAAAGAUGCCCUCAUAUUCAACCUUGUCACAGGUCUUCAAUUGUCAAAUGACGAGAUCCAAGGGGAGAUUAUGUUUGUUCUGUACAGAUCAUCCCUCCUCCAUUAUACAUAUAUGGAUGAUAGUGGCACUGAUUUCUUGCUUGCCUAUUGCCCCAAGCUUUUGCACAUAUCACUCGACAUCCUAAUGAAAACUCAGAGUGAUGACGUACGGCUUAACUGUGUAGCAUUUUUGACGGUGUUGGCUCAGAGAGGGCUCUUUCAGAGUGCAUGCUCAAAUAUUUCAUUUGAAGCUGAUAACUUCAUGCAAACAACAGAGCAUGUGAUAGAUGGACCAUCCUUAGAAGUUUUGUUUGCGGAAGCAGUUAAAGGACCCUUGCUUUCUUCAGAUAUACAAGUUCAGAUUGCCACAUUAGAUUUAAUCUUUAAGUAUCUUUCAUUAGAAGAGGUCUCGGGGAAAGAACGCCAAGCAUUCAUUGAAGAAAAUGUAGCAGAUUACAUAUUUGAAAUACUGAGAUUAUCAGGAAGCAGAGAUUCAAUAGUCAACUCUGCCGUUCGGGUUCUUGAUCUUUUAUCAAAUGAUGAGCAAACCUUCAGACAGAGACUUGCCAUUGGGUUCUCAACUCUGGUACCCAUUCUGCGCUAUGUAGCUGAAAUUCCCUUUCAACCUGUACAAUGUCAUUUGCUGAAGCUCAUUUUAAACUGUGUUACAAACUGUCCUGGAGUAGUAUCCACCUCCAGUGGUGAAGAACUAAGUAGUAUCCUAUCAGGAAUGUUUAAGAAACAUAUUGAUGGUGAUAUAGGGAUUCUGCCAGAGACAUUUACUCUGUCAUGCUCAAUAUUUGUAGCUAUUAUGAAAUGUACAUCCUCUCGUGGGAAUCCAAGUUUGGCAGCAUCAAUUGAAGAUGCAUCAAGAUCUGCAAUCUCCACUUGUUUAAGCAAUAUCCAUUUUAGCACCGAUCAAAUUUUGCACUGUCUUUACCUACUGAAGGAAGCAUAUGCAUAUGAUCAAGAAAGUAAUUUCCCUGUUUCUUCCAAGGUGGGACUACGUUUUUGUGUUGUAGACAUACUUAAAUCGAAGAUUUUACCUUGGUUCGUGACAACGAUCCAUGAUAUGGAAGAAGAAGAUGUUGUCUUGGGAGUCAUUGAAACUUUUCAUUCGGUGCUGCAUGGUUCUAUCGUUGAGGGCAAGAAUUUGGCAGAGUCUCUGUGUUCAUCUUCAUGGUUUAGUUCAUUGUUUGGAUGCUUGGGUUUGUUUCCAACAGAAAAGAUGAAAUGGAGGGUUUAUAUGAUCUUCAGUUCAAUUAUAGAUGUACUUCUAGGGAGUGACUCUGGACAACCUAUCAGGGAUUCCACUUUCCGUUUGCCAUCCGACCCUACAGAUUUGCUAUUUCUUCUUGGUCAGAAGAGUUCACAUAAUCCAGAGUUGUUUGAUUGUCAAUCUGCAGUUCUUCUGAUACUGUAUGCUAGCUCUUUGUAUACUGACAGGAUUGCAGAUGACAAGUUGGUACUAUCUUCUCUGGAGCAAUUUAUUUUACUCAACAGCAAUAAUCUCCUUUGUGGAGCCUCUGCCUCAGUGACCGUAGAAAUUCUAGUAAAUCUUUAUGGAUUUUACCGAGGAUCUGCCAAGAUGAGCUACCAAUUACCUUACAGCCCAGAAGCUGAAAGAAUCCUCUUUCAGCUAUUGGCCGAAAAGGAGUGGGAUUCUCUUUCUACAAAGAUCCACUUGACGUCACUCGGAUGGUUGUUUCAACAAGAAAAACUCUGCAAGUCGUUAGCUGAUCAAAUAUUGAAGUUCUGUAGAACCAACCCCUUAAUUGCUAAUGAUGUAGUUCUUGAUCACGAAAUUAGCCACAAAGUUGAUUUGCGUGUGCUGGCUGAGUUGAUAGCAUCUGAAAACAACUUUGGAGCAAUGAUUUUAGUUUGCUUAUUGGGAGAUCUUGUAGAGAAUGGCUGUCAAGAGUAUGACAUGAUUUCAGUACUAAAAGCAUGUACGAAAAUAAUUGAAAUUGCUCCAGCUGCUUCAGAUCAGUUCUGCAUGCAUGGGAUAGAUGUUGUGCUCCAAAACAUUUAUAACUACUCGACGUACUCUUUCCCAGAAUUAUUCAUGGCAUCAUCUCAACUUGCUUUAGUUAUUCUGAAAUCAGCACGUUCUGAAUCAAUGUCUACUAACGAAGCUUGGACAGGGAUUACGAUGAAGUUAAUGGAUUACCUGAUCCCCACUGUGGAUUCAGAUGGAUGGACAGAAGAAGUUCUCACAAUAAUUGGCAUUCUUUCUCUGAUUUUGCACCACUCAACAAACGAAGCACUCAUAGAAGCUUCAAAAAUCAUAGUUUUGAAUGUUCCUUUGGUGUCAACAAUUAAUACCGCAAUUUUUGAAGCCUGUUCGAAGGGACACGCUCUUUUUGACCAUGACGAGGGAACAAGAACUGGUGAAGUUCUUAUAUUUGUGCUUUUGCUCCUCUUCUUCUCUAUGAGAAGGUAUGCAAAUCGGAGAAAUAUAUUAUCCUUUUUUUUUGGGUAUUAUUCUACACUGACUUCAUUCGCAUGGCAGCUUGCUAACUAUUCUACCAGGUAUUAUCGAUUUCCAAACUUUGCUUACGAGGGUAAUGAAAGGCAGCCAUUAUCCUACGUCAGCAUCCGAUGCCACGACUUGUGCAAGUUGAUGCAUUUUGGAUCUGCUCCAGUAAAACUAAUAGCUUCAUUUUGUCUUGUGCAACUAUUCACCGGAAUAUCAGAAUCCACAAGUACAGAACCAGUCAAUUUUAAAUUCAGACAAGGGUACCUAUUGUCGAUAUCAUCUGUACUAGAAGGCCUGAUAUUUUUCGGCGACGUAAGAGUUGCGCUGAACUGUUCACGAUGUUUAUCGACCCUAAUGACAUGGAAACAACUGAAAAUUGAAUCGAUGGACGUUUGGUGUAGGUUGAUAGUAGAGGAGCUAGUGAUGUCAUUGUCGACACCAAGUGUGACAUCAAAAUCUUUCAUGAUUCAUCACAAACCCGCUGCUAAUAUUGCAUCUGCACUGCUAAAACUGGGCAAAGCUCCUUCAUGGAUGAAUAGUGUGUUCGAUGAUUCUUCUGUACGUAGUAUCAUUCAUAACAUGUCUGCGAGCAAUUUGAGCACUGAGUUAGUGGCUUUAUUUCGAGAGCUUCUCGUUUCUGGUCAUCUCAACUCUGCACAUAUUGCUGAUCUGAAUAGAGUAUUCCAGGCAUGCAGGAGAUAUAUUUACGCGGAUGAAAUCGACGAUAGCAGCAUAGAGGAUAAUAGAGAGAAGAUUGCAGUUAACGUAGGUUUUGUAGGGAAAGUGCGUGCCUUUCUCGUGGGACUUGUGCCUGACAUAUGGAGGUCUCAGAGCAGGAAGAAAGAAAUACUAGAAGAAAUAGAAUUAUUCACCAAAUGCUUGAUGGAAGAGGAUUAA